AGAUAAUCGAAGACUUUCUGACCCCGAUAUACAAAUCGUCCCGAGAAAGGCGGAUUUGGACAGAAGCGAGCGACUUUCCCCACGCGAUCUCGCCGCAUAGACUGGCAGUAUUGUUCAUGGUAUUUGCUCUUGGAGCUCUAGUCGAUCUGACUCUUGAGCCUGACAGUGCUGAAUCCGAACAUUACUAUCACGCAAGCCGAGCUGCUCUCGCUUUAAGAUCCGUAUUUGAUUCGCCGGAGCUUGCGACCGUACAAGCAGUUCUUCUGUUUGCCUCUUAUCACACUAUCUGCGGGAAAAACUACACCUCUGAUAGCUCAUGGACUCUGAUUUCUUUAGGCUCUAAGCUCGGUCAAAGCGUGCGUGCUGUUACCUGCGUUGCUUCUCUUUUGUCACUCCGGCAUAAUCAUAGCUGGGCCUACAUAGAGAUAGUACACGAUGGAACAUGGAUCCAAAAACUGUCAAUAGACGGCGUUCACUCUUUUGGGAAAUGUUCAGUGCGGAAUUAUUUCAGAGUGUGGCACUAGGCAGGCCACCAUCGAUACGGUUGUCUUAUGUCGACUGCGAGUUCCCUGCGUUCGAAGAUCUAGGACUGGAUGAGAACGGCGAUCCGCGCAUGUCUUACUAUGAAUGGCGAU
This is a messenger RNA of Mycena citricolor, 635 nucleotides long. Lineage: Eukaryota; Fungi; Basidiomycota; Agaricomycetes; Agaricales; Mycenaceae. The record is from the annotation of a GenBank genome assembly.